AAAUGACUGAGGACAAAGAGGUAACUGUUGAAACCAAUGGACAAGAGGAGAACGCGAAAAUCGAAAAUUCAGAAGACGAAACCGAAUUGGAUAUUGCGAUUAUUCGGCAAGUCGAAUAUUAUUUUGGUGAUGUAAAUCUACAUCGAGAUAAAUUUCUGCAAGAACAAAUAAAAUUAGAUGAUGGAUGGGUUCCAUUAGAAACUCUCACAAAAUUCAACCGCCUUGCCAAACUGACAGAGGACACAGAUGUCAUCGCAAAUGCUCUUAACAAAUCUACAAGUGGAUUAUUGGAGGUUUCUGAAGAUAACAAAAAAGUGAGACGUAAUCCAGAACAGCCACUGCCAGAAAUGAACGAGGAGCUUCGUAAAGAAAUAUGCAACAGAUCAAUUUACGCCAAAGGAUUUGCUAAAGAUGCCUCAUUAGAUGAUUUAUUAACUUACUUCAAGCAGUUUCAGGAAGUUGAGAAUGUAAUUAUGAGAAGAUACGUUGAGAAAUCCACAAAGAAACGCUUGUUCAAGGGUUCUGUAUUUGCUACAUUCAAGACUAGAGAACAGGCAGAAAAGUUUAUGAAUGCAAAAGGGCACAAGUAUGGAGAUAAUGAACUGUUAACACUCUGGCAGGAAGAUUACUUACAGCAGAAACAAGAAGAAUAUUCAGAUAGGAAAGAUAAGAAAGAAAAAAAGAACAAAGACAAAGAAGGUCAACAACAACAAGAAAAGGAAGAAUUAAAAUUACCAACAGGCAGCGUCUUUCACUUUAGUGAAGUCAAUGAGAAAAUGAAGAGAGAGGACUUAAAGGAUGCUCUCACUAAAUUAGGUGCCGAGGUCGCAUACAUUGAUUUCAAAUCUGGUGACACCGAAGGUUGGGUGAGACUGUCUAAAGAAAACGCCGCUAAAGAAAUGGUUGAAAAGAUUGAAGAUGGAAAGAUUAAGAUAUGCGAUUCUGAGGUCAUCUUCAAACUGCUUGAAGGUGACGAUGAGAAAGCGUAUCUCGCCAAAACCGUGGAAGAGAUGACAAAAAAACGCAGGAACAUGAGGAAUAACAAGUUCGGUAAAGGAAAGAAUUUCAAAGGGAGACAAGGCGGUAGAAAGAGAAAGCCCGAAAAUAAUGAAGAGGCACCUCCAAAGAAAGUCCAAGCGCAGUAACCAAAAUAGCCAAACUGCUCUUAGAAUGUUUUGUGCUUCGGAGGCGAUAGGAGCGUACCUAUAAACAGCAUAAGCUAAAUCAUUUGUUAAAAGACUGCUUUGAUUGAUUGUUCUAAAAUAAUUCGUAAAUCGUGGAAACUUGCAUUCACAAGAAGAAUUAGUGUUAAUGGUACAAACGAAUAGUUGUAGUACAUGGUUGUUUGUGUUAAUAAACAAAUAAAUUUGUUUAAGAUAAAUGCAGAUAUAAGAAAAAGGUAUAAAAAAAUAAGUUGCCUUACGUAAAUGUAAAUUGUAUUUACCUAUAAGAGUAUAACUGUUUUCCAUUUCUUUAAACUUAAUUAUUAAAUUUUAUAUUUCAA
Messenger RNA from Bombyx mori (domestic silkworm), 1504 nucleotides. It is a transcript of the gene La, whose product is annotated as la protein homolog. Gene Ontology annotation, biological process: tRNA processing. Gene Ontology annotation, cellular component: ribonucleoprotein complex; nucleus. Gene Ontology annotation, molecular function: mRNA binding. The coding region runs from base 3 to 1145 and encodes 380 amino acids. The transcript is spliced from 6 exons. Lineage: Eukaryota; Metazoa; Arthropoda; Insecta; Lepidoptera; Bombycidae. The record is from RefSeq and is a predicted model, not a curated record.